Molecule: messenger RNA, 6842 nt
Organism: Cataglyphis hispanica
Lineage: Eukaryota; Metazoa; Arthropoda; Insecta; Hymenoptera; Formicidae
Product: (E3-independent) E2 ubiquitin-conjugating enzyme UBE2O
Exons: 9
Coding region: 276-4292 (1338 amino acids)
Source: RefSeq, a predicted model, not a curated record
AAUAGAACUUGCAGGACAAACGAAAAUGUCGCCUAAGAACUUUGACGCGCAGAAGCAGUUUUGAUGUAUUUGAAACUCCAUCCAGUCUACUGUCAACGUCGUCGGCUCGGCCCGGCGGUGCUCGGCAUCGUUCGACUCUGUCAUUCUGUCUGUCGGAUAUGCUCGAUCACCUCGGGCAGUAGCAACAGCAGCAGAGCGGGCGGACUCGUCCACCGUGGUCCAGUCACCGAUUGAGAGCUGGGGGCAGUGAGGUUGUACAGGCAGGGGCAGGAAAGAUGGCUGCUGCGGCGAACGUUGCGCCGGAGAAUCAGUACUUUUAUGAGGAUGUCGUCUAUCGCGUGGACAAACGGGGCAACGUCGUCUUCGGCAUUGUCAUGGAGAAUGACGAUCAGGAUAUGUCCGAGGAGAGCUCCGAUAGCGAAGAGAGUCUGCCGAAGCGCAAGAAGGGCGAGAUACGCAUGAUCUGGCAUCCGUCCGGCGUCGAGGAAUUGGUCAACUGUAAGAAGGUUCAUCUGGCCGAUAGGACUCUCAUGCCUGGAGAUGUAGUACGCAGGAUGAUCAAGGGAAAGGAUACGCAGAGAGGCUACUGUAGAGACAUUGAAUUGACUGCGUGUGUUCAGGUCAUUGGCACCAAGCAAGUACUCACAGACAUCAAGAGUGAAGAUCUAAUUCCAUUACAGGAAUUUGCAACAGAUAUGGCAGUCUGCAUGGACUCUUGGGUCGGUGGCAUUAGAAUGACACACUUUAAAUUAUGGUUGGUAACACCAGAUGGAUCGCACUGUGUCAUAAAUGAGAUGGAUUCUUGUGUGUUGGGACAAUUGGAAGAGACGCGAGAUAACGACAAUGAUUUUCCACACUCUACUGAAUUCUACCCUGGUCAAAGCUUAUGGGGUCCUGUUCACUGUUUGGAAGAUGCGCAGUGGAUUCAGUGCACAAAAGAGAUGAAAGCAAAGAGAAAAUUGAAACCGCAAAAAAUAACAAAAGUGAUUGUGGAGAAAGUAGAAACCGAUUGGGUCGGUGUGCAUUGGCAGUGUCGAGCGUAUUCAAAAGACGGUGCUUGGUCCGAUCAAGCACAACCAAAAUUUGUAGUCGAGGGUGAAGAUCUGAAAAAACUGAAAUUGCUAAAUGUAUUCGAGCCUUCGACGGUACAAGUCGGCGAUCGGAAUUUUUACAUCAUUAAGGGGAACGAAAAUGUUAUUACCCGUGAACAGUGGCGAAAACAGCAGAGGGAUAUUUACCAAGUUCCUAAGCAGAGUCCAAAGAAGACGCGUCCGAAUAUUACGGUGACGAAGCAGCCGGAAGAUAAGAAGAAAGAGCAGAAAAAGGAUAAAAUAUUCAAUCAACGAUCGACAGAGGAGAGCAGUCAAAGUAAUGGUGUUAAUUCACAGGAUGUCACGAGUAAUAAUACUUUGAUGCCACCCCCUCAAAAUUCGCACGCUGAAAGUUCAGACGAGUGGGAUACUGAAGAUACUACUGGUUCGCAAAGUGACACCGCUUCGGUCUCUAGUGGCUGUUCUAGCAUGUCAUCAAUGGGGAAGAAAAAAAAAGGUCCUGCAUUGAUGACGAAAGUGCUGAAGAAAAAGAAGUUGCGAAAAGCGAAAAAGAAAGUACCACCUGUUCCAUUAAUUCCCGGAACAAAGAUAGUUGUAGAAACGUUGUCCACUAAUACAAAAGCUAAUGUGGUGUGGCAAGAUGGUUCAGUAGAAUUUGGCAUACCAUCAACACAAUUAUAUCCAAUUCAUCACUUGGAUGAUAAGGAAUUUUUCCCAGGUGACUUUGUUGUAGAUCAAAAGGAGGAAUCUAGAAUGUAUGGUGUUGUACAAAGUGUCGAUCAUCAAGGUCGUACUGCCAAGAUAAAGUGGUUCCGAACAUACACUUCUAGUCAAAGUCCAGAGCCGAUCUUCUUGGAGGAACGCGAAGUGAGCGUUUACGAUUUGAAGGAUCAUCCAGAUUUUCAAUACAGACCGGGAACUUUGGUAAUUCGAAUAGCGAAUUUCGAAGGUGAGGAUGCUGGAUGCACCGCCGGUCAAGUAUUGGACAAUUAUCCAGAAGGACGAGUGAAAGUAUGGUGGGUUGAUGGUCAUAUUAGUAUGUGCUGGCCACAAGAUUUGUACAAGGUCGGGGAAUACGAUAGUGACGAAGGGGAAUUGUGGGAUGAUGUUUCAUCUGAUUCGUCAUGGGAAACAGAAUUAGAGGAUUGCUUUAUCGCCGACAAUGAUGGCACCGAACAGACAGAAUUGGAGAACAUAAAACCGAAGUUAGCCGCGCACAUUGAGAAGGCCAGGAUUGCUAUGUCGAGAUUGGAAGAAAUCUUUACACAGAAUCCAUCGUUGCAGACAACAGAAGUAAUGAGAAAACUUUUAGAGGUCUACAAAGAUUGUCGUUAUAUGGACAAAUUGAUGGGCACCUCGUUUUUUCACGAAUGCCACUUCCAAGGGCUUCUCGAACGGGUGAGAGAACGCGGUAGAGCGAAUGUCGCGCAACGUAUGGCAGAUCAAGUGACGAGACUCUUCACACCCAAAUCCGAAUGUCCAGAAGAAUCUCUGGAUAAAGAUAAUUUAAAGAAUUCGAGAAACAGCGAUGAUCAAUGUGCAAUUAGUGUACCUGAGGAACAGGUCAUUGCAAUCAUUAAUAGAUCGGAUAUUGACAGUACUAUUAGUACCGAAAACAAUACCAAAAAGCAGGAUGAUGAGAAGCCAGUUAAUCAAUUGUUCAUACGUCCCAAUCCAAAUCCCGAAGAUUCUGGAUUGUACUCGGCAGAGAACUCGAAAAAGGAGUCGGAUUCGAGUGAGUCCAGUGGAGAAUUCCUCAUGAAUGAAGACGUUAACAAUGCGCCAGAAUGCUCGUCCAUGUUGAGCAGCGCAAAUUUGUCCGACAAGACAGAACCGAACAAGGUGAAAAAAGUGCCGACGAGUCUUGUGACUUCUCAGAACAUCGGAACGUCGCAUGUGUGUGUCAAGCUAUGUAAUCUGAUAAAAGCUCAGCUCGUGUUGGCGCACGCCGAAGUGUCUAGGAGGUUUGGUUUGGGCAGAAUGUCAUUAUCGGACGCAGACAAAACUUCCCCGCGGAAGAAACAGAAAGGCGAAGAAGAGGAGGAACGCGUGGAGGUGAUGACAGAUCCAUCCGAGUGCUCCGUCGAAAUUCCACCGCCUAUUUAUACCGAGGGUGAAGGUUUUUCUAUAGAAGAAACCGCGCCCGAUAGUCAUAAAUUUAAGCUGACCAUGUUUCAACCCACCGAUCCGAGCAAUUUCUUCAGAACUGUCUCCAAAGAAUUGAAGUUGCUAAAGAGCUCACUUCCGCCAGGUGUGUGGGUAAAGGGAUUCGAGGAUCGUAUAGAUCUGUAUUCCGUAAUGUUCCGUGGUCCCGAGAAAACGCCCUACGAGGAUGGUCUCUUCCUCUUUGACUUCCAAUUAUCGGCUGAUUAUCCAGCUGCGCCGCCGCUCUGUCAUUAUAUUUCCUACUGUAGUGAUCGGUUGAAUCCCAAUCUCUAUGAAGAUGGGAAAGUGUGCGUAAGCUUGCUGGGAACUUGGUCCGGUCGCGGUACGGAGGUAUGGACGAGCUCGUCGACCCUGUUGCAAGUCAUCGUCUCGAUACAAGGUCUAAUCCUCGUGAGUGAGCCAUACUUUAACGAGGCCGGCUUCGAGAAACAGAAGGGCUCGCAGCAGGGACGCGAAAACUCGAGAAUGUAUAACGAAAUGGUGGUGCUAAAACUGGUGCAGGCGCAAACCAAGUUGCUGCUGCAUCCACCACCUGUAUUCAAGGACAUUAUCAUCGCACAUUUCAAGAAACAUGCCGAGAAACUGCUGCAAAGGCUGGAACUGUGGAUGGAGAUAUCCGAGCAGCAUAACAAUCAGCAUCCGUUAUCUCCUGUCACUCCCACUACGUUUAAAGAAAUCGCCAAUAUUGACGAGAAGGUAUUGCCCGAAUUCCCGCUCAUUCCAGCAUCGCGCGGUUUCUGCAUAACCCUCUGCAAGACUUUAGCAACGUUUAAAGAGGUGCUCAUUAAAGAGAAUAUAAUACAAAAGCCGAAAGAAUGUCAGAACAAUGAAAACAUUGUGGAGUUAAGGAACAAUACUGCAAAUCAGUGCCAAGAAAUGUCCACAUCGAUUAACAGUAAAGUAGCAGAAUGUAAGAGCAGUAGCGGCAUGAGCAAUACGCAGGAAAAUAAUAAAAUUUUAACAUCAAAUGGCAAUCAAUCCAUUAAGGAAGUGACGUCAUCUUCCGCAACGAAUAUCUUUGCAGCAGCGCCGAGCGAAACGAAAAAGAAUCUUUUGAGCCAAAACACCAGCUAGCCACAAGGUAAAAUAAAAAAAUUUAUCGUAUAUGCGGAAUUUCAAAUCACAAACGUACGCUGACACGCAACAUAUACGUGCGAUAUACCUAUCGAUAAUAUUUAAUAACGACACGAUAAUUUUUAAUAGAAAUACUGUGGCAGUUAUUGCUAAAGAUAUUUGUUCUAAGAGUAACCAAUAGAAAAAGAAAAAAAAGAGAAAGAACGUAAAAGCGCGAUAAUAAUAGCAUGCAGGAACAAAAAAGGCAAUUUUGCAACUUACACACAACACAAAGAUACACAUACACAAAAACUUCAUAUAUUAUCAAGACGAAUUAUAAAAUUAUCGCGUUAAUUCGACAUCGAAGUAAAAAGAAGAAAAACAAGAUCUAUAUAAAGCUCCUUUUGCAUUUAGUUCCAUAUACUUUUAAAUAUAAGAUAUUACGUUGCAAAUUUACUGUAACAAGUAUAAAAAAUUAGCUGAAAUCUCUGCUAAGGGAAUAUAUAUAUAUAUAUAUAUAUAUAUAUAUAUAUAUAUAUAUAUAUAUAUAUAUAUAUAGUACAGAAGGAAAGAUCAGAAUUUGCCAUGUAAAACAAAUAUGGAGAACAAAAUAUGGCGAGAAAUAAAGACCAGUAGCAAUACGCCGAACUAAGGAGGAAACACGUUGCAAUAGGAUUUUAAAAGGAUAAUAAUAGCAUAUUAAUUCUGCGUAGCACAUUUUCAUGACUGCACUUUCAGUAAUGUGUGAUUAUUGUCGAAAUCAUAAAUCGAUUAUUCCCGUCGAAAUAUAUAUAUCUUGGAAUUACUAUGCCAUCCAAGUAGAAUGUUGGACCUUUAUAAGAAAGGUACUUGCAAUGAAUCGCUUGCUCUUAUGAAGAAUCUCAGUGGACUUCCACACGAACUUCCACUUCUUUCAGAAAUUUUAUCCCAACAGCUGGUCGAAAAUAAAACUUAAGCGCUGCCAGACGAUCAGAUUGAGGCUCGAGAUUUGUUUGCUUCAAAAAUAUAAUGGGGAUUGCUCUCUGCAUCAAGUUAUUCAAAAGAUCUUUCUUAUAAACGCUCAACAUUGUACUGCGAAUAUUCUCAAGCGAAACUAUAAAGAGUGACUUUAAUCGCAGACGUAGAGGAAAAUAGCUUAGGGAAAAAAACUAGAUCCAUAUCUAGAUGAAAUCUUUACGAUGACUAUGUCCAAUGUAUAUGGAUUUUCUUAGCACAUAGCUUGUAAAGCGUAGAAAUUUAGAAAGAAAUGCGUUAUCCUUACGGUCAAUGUUUUGUCGAGAUCUUCGUCGAAGGUAGAUCUUCCUUUUUCAUUCCUAUAAUUUUUCGAGACAUAUAUUUGCGAAAGAGGACUGAUUUGAAUUAUUUACUCGAGUACUGUUCUAAUGAUUAUUACUAUCGUUAUCAUUAAGUUGAUUAAUGAUUAAAAUGGACGAGAUAAACACAGUAUGUGUAUACAGUAUUAUUCAUUUAUUUUGUUUAAUGAUUUUCGCGUAACGUAUCUUUCUAGGAUCAGGGAGUUGUUUUUUUGUGUAAAACUACCGAUGCACAUAUAAGGUGAUAACGGGAUAAAAAGUAGAAUGACACAAAAAAAGGUUUUCAGAUCAAUUUAAUAAUUAAAAGUUAUGGAAUGAUAUUUAAAUAUUUAUCGAUAGUUGUUUUCCUCUUUGUUACCUUUCUUUCAUCAUCCUUUAAACGUGAAAAAAAAUAUGUAUAUCGAAAUCAUCAUCAUUUAAUCGACUAGCGCCCGUAUUUUCUGUACAUCAAUUGAUUUCUUUCUGUCGUUUAGUGAAGGAUAAGGAGACUCUUAAAGAGAUUUACGGUGCUAAUGAAAGAAAGUUGCGAGAAAAGAGAUGAAGGUGUUUUUGAGAAGAGUAUACGAUCCUUAUUAGAAAGUGUAAAUGGACAUGCUAAUAGAGGCGGAGAAAAAAGGCGCACUGUAAAGCCGCCAAAAUGUUUGGGAUGCCUUGUAUACGUGCCAGCUGUAUUUACAUUGAUUACAACAAUUGUAUUCGUGAUUCGUGUAUUUGAAAAUUUAUUUCAUAAUUUAUGGCAUUUGUUCGGCAGGACAAAGAAGGAAAGAAAAAUAGAGAAAAGCAACAAGCGUAAAGAAGCCGCUGCUGAAUGUGCGACUCGCAAACAAUUAUGAGCGUAAAAAAAAAGAAAAGAAAAAAAGCACAUGUUCUAGUCUAACAUCAAGUUAUGUACGGCAAAUUAAUUUUAUAUUUAACUUUUUAUUUAUAAUUUUUAUUUUAUUUUGUUCGAGAUUGUUUUUCCUGUCUUCGUUUUCUCAUUCAUUAUCUCUUAAGCUUCUUUGUAUAAGAAAUUAUAUAUUUAAGAUUGUUAUAUUUUAUUAUUUAAGAUUUAUUCUCUCAGUGUCACAAAUCAUCGUUUUACAUCUAUAAAGUUCUAUAUCUUUGGAGACAUUCGUUGAGAUCAUUCAUUUGUUUAUUCUAUCCAUUGUACUACGUUGGCAUCGACCAAAUCGAAAUUGCAGUUUCAUACUAGUUUGCUACACAUGUAAUUCAGUUUUCUUAAUUCGGAUCAAUAAAAAGUCAUUAUAGGAUCAACGGA